GUUCACACACUCUCCUGUCUCCUAUCCAUCCAGCCACCGAAGCUAGCCAAGACCAAGAUGUCUCAGUUGCUGCACCUGCCGGACCUCGCGGCGCCGCGGACCAGGAUGGGCUCGGCGCUGGCGGCGGGGGCCCGCGUCAAGCAGGGGGAGGCGGGGACGGCGAGGGGGCGGGUGCUCAGGGUCGCCGACCCCGUGCGGCGGGAGUGCCUGGUGCCGGUCCCGCCGCCGCCGGUCCUCGCCGCGGGGAGGCGCGGAGACGACGACGACGUCGACGAGGAGAGGCAGCGGUACUACCUCAACCUGGGCUACGCGAUCCGGACGCUCAGGGAGGAGCUCCCCGACGUGCUCUGCAAGGACCACAGCUUCGACAUCUACAGAGAAGACAUUGUCUUCAGAGACCCUCUCAACACAUUCAAGGGCCUGGGAAACUACAAGAGGCUCUUCUGGGCGCUGCGCCUCACCGGCCGGGUCUUCUUCAGGGCGUCGUGGGUUGAAGUGGUCAGCAUAUGGCAGCCCGCCGAGAACAGCAUCCUGCUUCGCUGGACCGCCCACGGCGUCCCUCGGGUGCCCUGGGGCUGGUGGGACGCCGCCCACGCCCGCUUCGACGGCGCGUCCGUGUACAAGCUCGACAGGAACGGCAAGAUCUACGAGCACAAGGUGCACAACGUCGCUACGAACCCGCCGGCCAAGUCCAAGGUCCUGCCGGUCCACGAGCUGGUCAGGUCACUCGGUUGCCCCUCCACUGCCCAACCCACAUGUUCUGACUUCUGAAGCUUUCGUCGUCGCAGUGAUGUGCCAUCUUAUAUCUUAUUAUUCGAGAUUAAUUAGCAUGGAUAGGAUGCUACGUCGAGAUUAAUUAUCUGGAAGAAGGAUUGGCGUGGGUUUAACAUGAUACCCUCCAUUUUUUUUGUUUUUCAGUGUGAUUUGAUAGCGCACAAAGUUACAGAGCACUCCUGCAGGCUGCAGUUGUAUAUAUGUACAGUUAUAGAAUAAGAACAUCAGUUAUUGAUUGUUAAAGCAUCAGUCAG
This is a messenger RNA of Zea mays, 1028 nucleotides long. RefSeq lists its product as uncharacterized. Bases 58 to 771 code for a protein of 237 amino acids. The record is from RefSeq and is marked predicted. The transcript has 2 exons. Lineage: Eukaryota; Viridiplantae; Streptophyta; Magnoliopsida; Poales; Poaceae.